Messenger RNA from Leguminivora glycinivorella, 770 nucleotides. Its product is annotated as dynactin subunit 6-like. Gene Ontology annotation, molecular function: dynein complex binding. Gene Ontology annotation, cellular component: dynactin complex. The record is from RefSeq and is a predicted model, not a curated record. The transcript has 4 exons. The coding region runs from base 82 to 660 and encodes 192 amino acids. Lineage: Eukaryota; Metazoa; Arthropoda; Insecta; Lepidoptera; Tortricidae. Gene Ontology annotation, biological process: mitotic spindle organization.
GUAGAGAAAUUUGUAUGGUGCUUGUAUUCUCAAUUAAUUGAUUUAAAGUAUAUAAAUACUUUCAAUAUUACACUUAUUAAUAUGUCCAAUAACGUUAAGAUACUCCCUGGAGCCACGGUAUGCGAGGACUGCACACUGGAGGGUGACAUCACCAUCGGCGGAGGUACCGUCAUCCACCCGAGAGUCACCAUCAUUGCUGAAGGCGGCCCCAUUAUAAUAGCUGAAUACUGUAUCAUUGAAGAGUAUACCACCAUCAUACACAAAAAAAGCGACAACCAAGAGGAUCCUCCAAAACCUCUCUUCAUCGGCGCCCACAACGCUUUUGAAGUUGGCUGCAAACUGGAGUCCUAUUGUGGGCAUGUUGGCGAGAGCAAUGUGUUUGAAUGCAAGUCCUUCGUGGGAGUGGACGUUAAAGUUGGCAGCGGUUGUGUCAUCGGAGCAGCAUGUCAACUGACAGCACCACAAACACUAGCAGACAAUACAGUGAUCUGGGGCUCCGAGCAUCACAUCAGAGAAGCACUAGAAAAGCAGCCGUCUCAACUAUUACAACUAGACUUCCUAGGGAAAGUGAUGCCGAACUACCACAGGCUGAGGAAACCUAACAUUCACAAGCGGGCACCGUCUUCUAGGCAAUCACAGGAGACUUCGCCUAAACUAUAAUGUAUGGUAAACUAAUUACUACUUAUAAUAGUUAUUUGUUAUACAAGGGGGCAAAGUUGUAUUUUAACGCCGAGUGUGGAAUUGAAAAACGAGCAAGUGAAAGGAUUCUA